AUUUUUAUAAGUAAGUUUUGAACUCAGGAUCGAACUCUGUAAACAGUCCAUCUGUAAUAAAAUCAUUAGUAUUCCAUGCUGAAUUAUUGGUUUAUUCAUCGCUAGUUCCAGAGUCUCAGUAAUUAAGACAUUGAGAUGUGGUCAUUGAGAUUGUGUAACCGAGGUAGCCGUGACCUACUUUUACGUAUAACUACAGCAUCACACCGAUUAUCGACAACAGACGAUGCACAAGUGGGUGAAAUUUCCGGACAAGAUUCAACUGAAAUAAAACCUUUCAGUCAAAUUCCUGGACCAAAAGGGUUAUACAAUAUUCCUUUUUUAGGAACAGCAUUCCAUUUUAAACCUUUCACAAAAUACCUCCCUGACGAUUUACUGAAUGUCUUAAGCGACGCACGUGACAAGUAUGGCGACAUUGUUAAAAUACGGAUGGGGAAAGAUUACAUAGUUUAUGUAUACCAUCCUGAUUAUGCCAAAACAGUCUUCCAGUUUCCUUUCAAGGAACACCUCCGGGUUGGGAUGGACCUAAGUGAGACGUUCCAUGACAGAAGUGGUGUGCCAAGAGAUCUUGGAACAUUACAAGGCGCUGCAUGGGCUGCCCUCAGAAAACCAUCACAGGAAAAGAUGCUUCGACCAGCAGUUGUUGCAAAUUAUGUGCCUUUGAUUGAAAGAGUUACGAAUGACUUUGUAGAGGAGUUGCGAAAGAAAGGAAGUGUAGACGAUCUGCUUAAAGAGCUGAUGAAUUAUACGACAGAAAGUGUUGCGAUGCUUUGUUUUAACAGAAGACUAGGGUAUUUGGAAAGUAAUUCAGAUACAGAAAUUGUUAAACUUAUCACGAAGUUCUUCAUUGAUUUUCAGACAUCAAUUACAAUGCCUUUCAAGACUUAUAAACUCUUCAGAACAAAACUGUAUAAAAGAUUCGAAAAGACAUAUUUGGACAUUUAUAGCAUAGGUAGAAAAGAGAUAUCAGCUCAAAGAAAAAUGUUAGAAAAAUUACAAAAAGAAGGUGAACUCGAUCAGUAUCUUCAGGACGAACCAAACUUCAUAUACUCGCUACUUAACGACACAAGAAUGACGGAUGAUAAAAUCAACAGCGUUAUUAUGUCUUUGUUCAUAGCAGGAAUUGAUUCGACUGCGAAUACAAUCGCCUUCGUAUUAAUCAAUUUAGCAUUAAAUCCAGAAAAACAAGACCGGUUAUACCAAGAAAUAAAGGAAACUAUGGGUGAUGAAAAUACUCUAACGAAGGAACAUCUAGCAGAAAUGUCUUACCUCAAAGCAUGUGUCAAAGAAUCUCAAAGGUUAGUGUUUCCAUUGAUGCUAGGUGCUAUCCGUUACCUAGAGGAGGACAUUGUACUAGGGGGCUACCAUAUACCCAAAAAUACACUAGUCCAUCCAAAUAUGAACUCUAUGACAAUGGAUAACAGAUUUUACCCCAGACCUACAGAAUAUAUUCCUGAACGAUGGUUUCGUGGUUCAAAAGACGAUAUUGCCAAAGGCCAGGACUUUCCAUUCGGAAUGAUGCCUUUCGGGUUUGGACCAAGAGGUUGCAUUGGACAAAGAUUCGCAGAAACUGAAAUGUACAUCGGUGUCGCAAAGGUUAUACAGAACUUCAAGAUAGCUUUACCGCCAGGAGUAACCGGAGUGAAAACAAAGCUCAAGACUUUUACAACACCGGCAGAAAGUGUGCGUCUACAUCUAACGGACAGAAAUAUAUUGAACGUAUAGAAUAUGAUAAUUACUUUACAUCAUUAAUACUCAUUAUGAUAUGCAUGUAGUAUGAGAUAAUUUAUGUACAUUUUCUUGUAAAUUGAAACGCAAUAUUAACCGAGAUAUGUAUACUCGGGUUCUUUUAUAGAAAUACAUAAAAGGUAGAGUACUUCCGAUAAGUAAAAUAUAUUUUUCAAAUUAUGGACUUUUGACGAGAUCAAUAAGUUGUAUGGACCUGUUCAGAUUGUAUUGACCGAGGACGAAGUCCGAGGGUCAAUAUAAUCUAACAGGUCCUUAUAUAACGUAUUGACUAUUAAGUGAAAGUCCUUAAUUUCAAUAUUAUAUAUGUAAAUAAUGUAUUAGGAAAAUAACGUUCAAUGUUAUGUCUUGUAUUUUUAAUUUGUUUUUUUGCAAGAAUUCAAGUUAUCAAAAAUAUUUUAAAAUAUUUUGAACAACUUCGUAGCUUGUUGCAUUAAUUUCUUGUAUUCUUAGCGUCUGUAUUUGACAUAUAAAGUUCUUAAAAUAUCCAGUGAAAUUUGUGUACUGUGGGGCUUCCUCCGUGGUUGUUAUGUGUGACGUCAUGACGUCAUAAAUCUAAAUUUAGUAACAUUUUCAUAUUGACCACCAAUAUACGUAUAAAUAGAAAUAUAGCGUUAAAAUACGUAAAAAUAGAAACAUAGCGUUAGUAUACGUAAAAAUAGAAACAAGGCGUCAAAUACGUAAAAUAACCGUUGAAACACGUGAUCAUCAUAUCCAAGGAAAACAGUAGAAUGCUACGCCAUAUGUAAUAUUUCCUUUUAUUGUUCCUCCUUAAAGUUUAGUACCUACGACAUAUGUAUCCAGGAAAACAAGAUGACAGAAAUGAACAUUAUUUUAACAUUGCCACUCGGACUUCUUU
Mytilus trossulus (common blue mussel) is the source of this 2602-nucleotide messenger RNA. Its product is annotated as probable cytochrome P450 12a5, mitochondrial. The coding region runs from base 136 to 1722 and encodes 528 amino acids. Gene Ontology annotation, molecular function: oxidoreductase activity, acting on paired donors, with incorporation or reduction of molecular oxygen; monooxygenase activity; heme binding. The transcript is spliced from 10 exons. The record is from RefSeq and is a predicted model, not a curated record. NCBI's taxonomy places the organism in Eukaryota, Metazoa, Mollusca, Bivalvia, Mytilida, Mytilidae.